Messenger RNA from Miscanthus lutarioriparius, 1833 nucleotides. NCBI's taxonomy places the organism in Eukaryota, Viridiplantae, Streptophyta, Magnoliopsida, Poales, Poaceae. The record is from the annotation of a GenBank genome assembly.
AUGGCAGUCGUGCCGAAGAGAUUUCUGAAGCAUUUUGCUAGAAAGUUGACAGGAACCAUCAAGUUAGAGUCCCCUAACUGUGGUCCAUAUGAUGUUGAAGUUACAGAGCACUGUAACAAGGUAGUGUUCCGACAUGGAUGGGGGCAAUUUGUUGAGUCCCAUCACAUAAAAGAAAAUGAUUACUUGCUGUUUCGUCACGUUGAGAGAUCUUGUUUUGAGGUUUUGAUCUUUGAUUCUGAUGGCUGUGAGAAAGUGUUUCCUUGUGCUGGCAUAAGAAGUGUAGAUUACGUUGAUAUCUCAAGCAGCUCUCAUCAUGAGACCGCAGAAUCAUCAGCAAGUGAAAGAUUUGUUAGGUGUCAGAAAGGAGAAGAUAUUCCAUCUGAAGACAAAUCUUCUGAGUCGGAUGAUCUUCAGACACCCCUGAGGCAACAUUAUGUUUUGUCACUAAGAAGCUACUUAUCUGAAACACAAGAGGAGAGAGUAAUUGCGCUUAUCCAGGAAAUUCAACCUGAAAGCACUGCUUUUGUGGCAGUCAUGAGGAAGAGCCAUGUUCAACCACCUUGUCCUUAUCUGGUUAUUUCUAAGGGAUAUGCACUUGCACAUUUUCCACGUAAAAGCAUGAAUGUGACUCUUCAGAGGCCAGGCAAGAGCAAGAAGCGGCACCCCAAAUUCUGCAAAAGAAAAGAUGCAAGAAUGGGUGGAUCUGGUAAGAGGGGAAGCUUAAACUGUCAAAAGGAAACAGCAAAGAAGGCUGCAACAUCCUCACUGUAUGAGGAAUCAGGAGAAGAUAGUCUAUCUGGCUACGAAUCUAUCCAGUCAGAUCAUGUCAUGGCAUUCUCAGAGCGUAAUUAUGUCUUAUCGGCACGGUGCCACCUGACUGCAGAACAAGAGGAGAAAAUAGUUGCUCUUGUCAAGAAAGUUCAACCAGAAAUUCCUUUCCUUGUGGUUCAAAUGAAGAAGAGCUAUGUCAACCAUCUUAGAUCUGAUCUGGUCAUUUGUAAGGGUUAUGCAGCACAACACUUUCCUCAAGAAAGCCAAUCCAUCACACUUGAACGCCCAGGAGGGAAAAAGUGGCGUUCCAGGCUCCAUGUUAGACCUGAGGGACGUGGAUACAUGCUAACUACGCGAUGGCAAAACUUUGUCCGUGAUAACCAUUUACAGGAGGAUGAUAUAUGCCUGUUUCAACCGAUGCCAAGUGAAAAAGGUUUCAGAGUGAUGGUCCAUCUGCUUCGUGAGCGAAGCGCUAGUUCCUCUUCCUCGGAUGGGCAUGCUCAUGGCUUACACAGCCAUAUAAAAAGAGGACUGACAUCAACUGCGCAUGUUCAUGAGAAAUCAGGCAGUGAGAAUUCUGGAUCGUUGGACCUGCAUAAGCGUCAACCUGUGCAGCAAGGGCAUCAAGUUUUGAGUGACUGUGGGGGGCCUUCUAGUUCUAAGCCUCCUCUCUACGUGGUACUGGGCGGCACCUGUUUAACUCCAGCACAAGACAAGGCAGUGCAAGAGAAAGCCAUGGCCAUUAAGGCUGAAGUGUCCAUUUUUGUGGCGACCAUGAAUAAGAAAAUUCUUGGCUACAACAACGAAGCUUUCAUCCUAGACUUCAGUGAUACCGCUGAGUAUCUUCCAGACGGGAAGCAAUCUCUGACGCUCCGUUGGCAGGGGCAGGGCAGGGCGUGGCGCACAGACUUGCACAACCGGCUGAUGCUUGCCACCGGAGAAUGGCGCGAGUUUGUCCGCGACAGCGGCCUGGAGGACGGGGACAUCUGCCUGUUCGAGCCGAUGAAGAAUGAGAGGCUUGCCAUGCUGGUGCACAUCAUUCGCAGCAAGCAGUACUCUUAA